Messenger RNA from Epinephelus moara (kelp grouper), 7451 nucleotides. RefSeq names its product Janus kinase 2a (gene jak2a). The transcript has 23 exons. Gene Ontology annotation, molecular function: cytokine receptor binding; ATP binding; non-membrane spanning protein tyrosine kinase activity. Lineage: Eukaryota; Metazoa; Chordata; Actinopteri; Perciformes; Serranidae. The record is from RefSeq and is a predicted model, not a curated record. Gene Ontology annotation, biological process: intracellular signal transduction; hemopoiesis; cell differentiation. Bases 1 to 3408 code for a protein of 1135 amino acids. Gene Ontology annotation, cellular component: membrane; cytoskeleton; cytosol.
AUGGCCUGUAUUCUGCUGACAGACAUGGACCCACCCAUCUCCAGUCCUACAGCACAUCUCAAUGGCCUCCUUCCAGAUCACAAUCCAGCCACUGGCCUCGACCCCAAGCAGGACGUGGAUGCCACCUGCCUCAUUGUUCACCUUUUCUACCUGGGGAAGGACGGAGGAGAGGGUGGUUCAGAAAAUGGUUCGGAAAGUGCGCUCACGUUUCCACCUGGGGAGUACGUAGCAGAGGAACUGUGCAUCAGUGCAGCGAAAGCAUGUGGGAUCGCUCCAGUGUACUGCAGCCUGUUUGGCCUGAUGAGGGAAAGUGACAGGAUAUGGCUCCCUCCUAAUCACAUCUUUAAAGUGCACCAGUCAGCCACUGAAAGCCUGCACUUCAGAAUAAGAUACUAUUUUCCUGGCUGGUAUAACAGCGGCAAUUCAUUGUACGCCCAUCGCUAUGGUGUGUCCAAGGGGACAGAGAGCCCUGUCAUGGAUGAUUGUGUCAUGGCAUACCAGUUUUCUCAGUGGCGAAGUGACUUCCUGAAUGGCUGGAUUCACAUUCCGGUGAGUCACGAGGCCCAGGAGGAGUGUUUGGGCAUGGCGGUGCUGGACAUGAUGAGGCUUGCCAAAGAGAGUGGUCAGUCACCUAUCGACAUCUACAAUGAUACCAGCUACAAAUCCUUCCUGCCAAGAUGCAUGCGAAGCCGCAUCCAGGAAUACAACAUCUUGACUCGGAAGAGGAUCCGCUAUCGCUUCAAGAAGUUCAUCCAGCAGUUCAGUGAAUGCAAGGCCACGGUGUCUAAUCUCAAGCUCAAAUACCUGAUGAGUCUGGAGAUGCUGCUACCCUCCCUCUUUUCUGAGCGCUUCCAAGUCACCGACCUCUCUGCACGUGAGGUUACCAUUGUAGUCAUGGGCAACACGGGCAUCCAGUGGUCAAAAGGGAAAGAGGAAGAGGAAGCAGAGGAGGAGCUGCAGACGUACUGUGACUUCCCAGCAGUGAUCGACAUCAGCAUCAAACAGGCCAAUAAGGAGGGCUCUGUGGAGAGCCGCAUAGUUACGCUCACCAGACAGGACAACCAUACCCUGGAACUGGAGUUUCGUUCGCUCUCAGAGGCUCUGUCAUUUGUGUCAUUGGUUGAUGGGUAUUACAGACUGGUUGCAGAUGCCCAUCAUUAUCUGUGUAAAGAAGUGGCUCCACCAAGACUUCUUGAGUGCAUACAGAGCUACUGCCAUGGCCCUGUGUCGAUGGAGUUUACGAUCGGUAAGCUGCGUCGCUCUGGUAACCACCAAGGCCUGUACAUCCUUCGCUGCAGCCCCAGGGACUAUGACAAAUACUUCAUGUCCUUUGUGGUGGGGUGUGAAACAAGGGUGGACUAUAAGCACUGUCAGAUCGUGAAGACAGAGUCAGGGGAGUACAUUCUGAGUGGUGCGAAGAGGAGCUUCGGCUCGCUCAGGGAACUACUGCACUGCUACCAGAAGGAGGCGCUCCGCACUGAUGGAUACACAUUUCAGCUGACCAGGUGCUGCUCACCCAGCUUCAAAGAUAAAUCCAACCUGGUGGUGUGUAGAAAUAAUCAAGGGGCAGAUAUUCCUCUGUCUCCCUCGCUUCACAAACACAACAUCAGCCAGAUGGUCUUUCACAAGAUCCGGAAAGAGGACCUGGUCAUCAAAGAGAGUCUAGGCCAAGGAACCUUCACUAAGAUCUUCUGCGGUGUGAGGAAAGAGCUGGGAGACUACGGAGAGGUGCACCAGAUAGACGUCGUGAUCAAGAUCCUGGACAAGGCUCACCGCAACUAUUCAGAGUCCUUCUUUGAAGCAGCCAGUAUGAUGAGCCAGCUGUCCCACAAGCACUUACUCCUCAACUAUGGCGUGUGCGUCUGUGGCAAUGAGAACAUGAUGGUGCAGGAGUAUGGGAAAUUUGGCUCACUGGACACCUACCUGAAAAAGAAUAAGAGCUGUGUAAACAUCACCUGGAAGCUAGAAGUGGCCAAGCAGCUAUCCUGGGCUAUGCACUACCUGGAGGAUAAGAACCUCAUACAUGGAAAUGUCUGUGCCAAGAAUGUUCUUCUGAUCAGAGAGGAGGAUCGGAUGACGGGCAGCCUGCCCUUUAUCAAGCUCAGUGACCCUGGUAUCAGCAUCACCGUGCUGCCCAAAGAAGUUCUGGUGGAGCGUAUCCCAUGGGUGCCCCCCGAGUGCAUUGAAGACUCCCAAAACCUGAGUUUAGCCACAGACAAGUGGGGCUUUGGGACCACGCUUUGGGAGAUCUGCAGUGGUGGCGACAAACCACUCAGCACCUUGGACUGCUCCAAGAAACACUUGUUCUAUGAGGACAGACACCAGCUGCCAGCUCCUAAAUGGACAGAGCUGGCCAAUCUUAUUAACAGCUGUAUGGACUACGAGCCCUCACACCGACCCUCCUUCAGAGCCAUUAUCAGAGAUCUCAACAGCCUCUUCACGCCAGACUAUGAGCUGCUGGUGGAGAGUGACAUGGUGCCCAACCGGACAAGAGGCUUCGGCUUCCCAUGGGCCUCCGAGAACCAGGAGCCUGCCCAGUUUGAGGAGAGGCACCUCAUCUUUCUCAAGCAGCUGGGCAAAGGGAACUUUGGUAGUGUGGAGAUGUGCAGGUACGACCCCCUGCAGGACAGCACAGGGGAGGUGGUGGCUGUGAAGAAACUGCAGCACAGCACAGCCGAGCACCUCAGGGACUUUGAGCGGGAAAUCGAGAUCCUCAGAUCCCUCCAGCAUGAAAACAUUGUCAAAUACAAAGGAGUCUGCUACAGUGCAGGACGAAGGAACCUACGGCUGAUCAUGGAGUAUCUCCCCUACGGCAGCUUGAGAGAUUAUCUCAUUAAACACAAGGACCGCUUUGAUUGCAACAAACUGCUCCACUAUGCAUCACAGAUUUGCAAGGGUAUGGACUACCUUGCCACGAAGCGAUACAUCCACAGAGACCUGGCCACGAGGAACAUUCUGGUGGAGAGCGAGAUGAGGGUGAAGAUCGGUGAUUUUGGCCUGACGAAGGUGCUGCCACAGGACAAAGAGUACUACACUGUCAAAGAGCCUGGGGAAAGCCCCAUCUUUUGGUAUGCUCCAGAGUCGCUGACAGAGAGCAAGUUCUCUGUGGGAUCAGACGUUUGGAGUUUCGGUGUUGUCCUCUAUGAACUCUUCACUUACAGCGACAAGAACUGCAGCCCACCUGCGGUGUUUAUGGACAAGAUGGGGAAUGAAAAGCAGGGUCAGAUGAUUGUCUACCAUCUGAUAGACCUGCUCAAAAACGGAUACAGGUUGCCUGCUCCUGAUAAUUGUCCAAAGGAGAUUUACAAGAUUAUGACAGAGUGCUGGAGCAGUGAGCCAAGCCUGCGCCCUACUUUCAAGACAUUAAUUCACAGUGUGGAGAGUGUGCGAGACAGCAAGGACGGAUGAGCGGCAUUGAUCCCUGAACCUUUGACCUUUAGGUGCUGACUCCCCGGGGGGGGGGGGGGGGGGCGUCCUCACGGAUCUUAACAGAACAAUGAAUGUCUUGGAGAUGUCUGGGUUUACUGCAGCCGUAAAUUCCCUAGUCCAAAGUGAAGUUGAUUUUAGUUUUUCUUUUGGUGAUCGGCAUGUCUGUCAGCCUAUUUAAGAUUUACCCAAAUAAGGAUGAUGAAUGGGCACAUUCACUUUCUCAGCAGUUGACCCACUUCUUAAAGGAGCUUUAUACGAUAAUAGAGUAUUAAUAUAGCAGCAAACAACUAUUUGCUCUGUAGAGAUACAGUGGAGUAAUGAUGUGCUGAGCAGAGAAUCCAAGCUUCUCUGUUCUUUGUUGUGGUAGACAGUCCGACCCCACGUGCAUAUUAGUGCGCAUGUAUUGUAGUCCAUGUGUAUUCCACUGGCUAGCUUAUCACCGCUGCUCAGCACCGCACUCAUACGCAAGUUACCCCUAAUGUCAGGACAGCGUAGAGGCGAAAGCGUAGCGCCCACCCUCCAGUUCCCCUCCGGUUAACCCCAUUAGCACUAGUAGCUGCUAGCCGCUAGCUAAGGCACCUCCAUAUUGAGAGCUUUGUGCAGACAACCUCUGAAUGAUAGAUCUGCUCUUUAUAUCCUAUAGUGCUCCUUUAAUAUGGCAUUUACGAUUUAUCUGAUUUAUUACUACACUACAUGUGACUCAGACAACAAACAGAAGAUAUAUCAGAUGCCUUUAAAAAAAAUUCAUAGUGGGAUAGAUUACUUUAUUUGACUUUUUUUGUAUAUGUUGUUUUACAAAUAGAAUUAGACGAUAGACAUGGACUGGAAAAAUGAUACUUUUCUAAGAAUCCACAAUUUUUUUUAUUUCAAGGGACUUCUGUGGAAUGUUGAAGCCUUAAAAUAAAUAUUUGUACCAAAACAUGUAUGUAUUACCAACAAGUAGCAUGUUGUUAAUGCUCAGUCCUUUGAAUUUUGUACUUUAAUCGCUGUAAAAUGAGCAGUUUCUUUUGUCAAACCAAAGAGCCAUCUUACUGCACACCUGAACCUCAAGGCACCGCUCAUGUGUGGCUGAACAUUUAUAAAGGACUGGAAGUGAACUGCUGGAUAGUUUUAAGCCUGAUAAAGGACAGACCAUGAAUGUAAAGCACCAGCUAUACUUCUGCCACAAUGGGACCCAUUGGGAAAUUUCUACCGGUGUUUUUGAGUUACAUUCCUGCAGUUACAGUGGACUUACAGAUAUUCAUUGUACAUUGAGGAUGAUUCUGUGUUCUGAGCUGAUGAAGCAACAGCAGAAGUACCCAGAUCUUUCCACAUAACAGAGGUCAGACUUUGUAUCAACUGUUGUUCGUUUACAUAAUUUCAUACAUCAAUAUUCCAGUACAUUAAAGAGACAGCAAUAACUGAGCUGGGUGUCUAAUAGUGUCAUAUCAUGAACUCAUACAGUGUUUUUGAACUUAUGAUGUCACCUUUGUAAUUAGUAAUUUGUAUAUUUCUAUAAAUACAGUAUGAGAUUUUCAGUGUUGGAGGCUGCCUGUGGAUACUUUACGUACAAAUAUAUUUUCUGAAGAUGGAGAAAGAAGUCAUGAAGGGAGAUGCUUUUAUUUUCUGCAGCUUGUUGUUACAAGUGACGACUUUAUUUAAAUCUUCUUUGACUUUUGUUCAUGUCAUUAUUUUGCCACCCAUUUAAAGUUGUCUAACAGCUGGUGUAUAUGUUGAAUGUGUGUGUGUGUGUUAUGAUAUGCAUUACAGUGUCGGCCACAAGUGGAUCAAUUUGUCACAAGGGGAUUAUUUUCCUUUAUGUUCCAAAUGUUACUGACUGAAAGUUAUUUCCUCUCACCAGUUUCAACCACAGACUGUAUAAAAUAAAGGAUGUAGCCGCCAUGAUGUCACCCACUGGUUUGUGGAUUCCCAUUUUAGAGUGUUGUAGUACUUGGGAAAGAGCUUGGUGUCAAGACCAUACUCAAGGCCACCUUUUGAAGGUCUUGGUCUCAUCUGAGACUCAAAGGAAUUUUUACUCAUUCUUGUCUUGGUUUCAGAGAAAUAGGGCUUAGGAUUUUAGACCACAACUGCGAGGUCAUCACUGAACUGCCUGUGCAAAAAAGAGUUGAGUAUAGGCAAAGUAAAUAUCAGCUCCUCACUGUCUCUUAUCAAGACAGCUCUUGUGGUACCCUUAGAUAUAGGCUGGCACAGUGAUGCAGUGGUUAGCACUGCUGACUCACAGCAAGAAGGUUCCAGGUUUAACCCUGGGUCUUUGUUUGCAUGUUCUCCUCAUGUCAGCAUCACUUUUCUGCAGCUUCUCUGGCAGGUUAGGUUAAUUGGCGACUCUAAAUUGCCCGUAGGUGUGAAUGUGAGUGUGAAUGGUUGUCUGUCUCGAUGUGUUGGCCCUUCAAUCAUCUGGCACCCUGUCCAGGGUCCACCCUGCCUCACAUCCAGUGUCAGCUGGGGUUCCCCGCAACCUUUAAUAGGUUGAGCAGAUACUGAUAAUGAAUAAAUUAAUAAAACACACACUUCCACAUACACACAUAUAUACAAUACGGCAACAGAAGAGGUGAAUGAGGAGGAAUCUUUAUUUGUUUUCUGCGGGAGUGUUUAUUAUCAAUCAAUCAAUCAAUCAAUCAAUCAAUCAAUCAAUCAAUUUUAUUUAUAAAGCCCAAUAUCACAAAUCACAAUUUGCCUCACAGGGCUUUACAGCAUACAACAUCCCUCUGUCCUUUGGACCCUCACAGCGGAUAAGGAAAAACUCCCCAAAAAAAACCCUUUAACGGGGGAAAAAAACAGUAGAAACGGUAUGUGAAUCUUUCAGUGCUGAUGGUGUGCAUGUUCCACAUUUUAUCACAAGUGUGUCAUGCAGUGUGGGACUCGCACUGGAGUGGUCUUGGUCUUAACUCGGUUUUGAUACACUCUGGUAUUGGUAUUGGUCAUGAUCAGUUUAGGUGGUCUUGACUACAAGACUGGUUUUGAAGCUCGAGUUUGCCAUUUUGGUUGGUGCCAUCUUGGAUUUUUGGAGCCAGAAGUGGUGGCCAUGUUUGGAUGAGAAGGUGGAGCUGGGGAGGAGCGAGGGGUGGAUCUGAGUCAUACGCCAAGCAGACAGCCUGUCACUCAAAGCAGCAUAGCUUUGUGCCUUAGUAAGAUUUAAACCGGCGAGUUAUAUUAAAAAAAAUCACCCCUGUACAGUUGUCAUGAAGGGGGAAAUAAGCUGUGUUCUAUGUUUUUUCUGUUGUAAAGUUGGGCAUUCUAACAUGGGUGUCUGUGAGGACUGACUCAGUUUUGGAGCCAGCCUCAAGUGGAUGAACUGCAGCUUUUGGCACUUCUGCAUUGGCUUCACUUUUCGCUGCAUGGUCUCAACUGGUGAGAGGACAGUCAGUCCUUGAAAAGACUUGAAAAGAAUCUAAUUUGUGGAAGAGCAUCUUUCCCACUUACAUCUUACAUACAAAAAAAAAUUUAAAAAAAUCCAGUGUUGUAUUUACAACAUUAAGGGAGGGAGACACAUAAUGUCAAACGACGGAUGUCCUCACAUCGUCAAGUAUGAGUCACUGUAAAGAGCGUGUCACCACAAAACAUACAGAGUGUCUCUGAAGCUCCCACGCUCUAACCUCUGGGCAGUAUCACGCCGGCCUAAAUAUUUUGGCCAUGUCAAAUCUGUUGUGAAUGAGAGACUGUUAGUUCCUGCCGAGUUGCUAUAAUGCCAAGAUAGAAAAUGUUGCUGCCUAAUGGGUUGUUUUUGUCACCCAAACAGCCAUUAUUGUGACAUAUGUACAGUGGUGUUUAAAACCAAAUGUGAUUAUUCUGUGUGUCAUUUUUCCUCAGAAGACAUUUGGAAAAACACAAAAUGUUUAAACAGAUUUAACUGGUGUUUUUUUUCCAUUUAUUUCAAUUUUAUUUUGGUGCAGUGUGAAUGACAUAAAGCCUGGUGGUACCUUUAAUACAUUUAUGCGAAUAUGGAUGUAAAUAGUGAAAGAUGGAUGUGCUGUAUAUUCCAGGUGUGUAUAUACUUUUAAUAAACAAAACAUUUUAGCACAGUA